Molecule: messenger RNA, 4977 nt
Organism: Amoebophrya sp. A120
Lineage: Eukaryota; Dinophyceae; Syndiniales; Amoebophryaceae
Source: the annotation of a GenBank genome assembly
CUGAGUUCCUGAACAGCGACUGAGAUCCGAUUCGUGUGAUAGUUGAGGAGGCGCCAGGAUCAUUUGGAUUUCCUGCCGUCGGAUUCUGAUCCUAUGUUUUCCAUUGUAUCAAGCUCUGCAGUUUUUGGCUCGCAGGACCACUCCCAUGAGAAUUUUAUUGAUCUUGUUGCUCGAAUAAAGCCGCUUGAAGUACUUCGCACUUAACUAUUCAGUACAACAUAGUUCGAUGCAAAGCAAUGCUAGAUUUACUAUAUUCGUUCCCGCCUCCUCCUGCGCGUAGAUAUUAUAUAUUAAACAGAAGUCUAUCAGUCCGUCAUGAUUUCGAAUAAAUAUCUCCCGUUUAUUCCGGUGUUGGCAGUCUCGGUGUCAGCACAGAAGUUUCCUUGUUUUCUCUAUUAAACCACUCGCGACGGCGACCCACCUACUUAUUUUGUUUUGUUUCUUCCUGCUCAGUGGUAGCUUGGCAGAUAUAUUCAAAGCGACAGCUUGCAAAUGCUAUUCUUUUCCCUCGCUUUUUAUAGGGAGUAUCAUCUUUCAAAACUUAAACUACCGUAAAAUUUAACUCCUGUCUGAGGAUGGACACCACGAUGCCGAAGUAGAGAGACCACAGCUUCUGACUACAUAUGAAUUGCAAAAGUGUCUGGGUCUGGAAGAUUCUGAGACUUGUGAUGCACGUUUUGCGUGAGCCAUGACGUCUGUGAUGCAUGCCGUAGCAUCGCAGACGUUUUAAGGGCAUCUUGAUGUCUACUCCGCAUGACAAAUGCACUCCCCGCGUAGCACAAAUCGCAUUCCCUUUGCUGCUCAUGCAGUACAGAUUUUUUUGGAAUCCAAACGCAGCAUCACAAGUUGCAUUCUAACCAGACCCAGACACUUUUGCAUUUGAUAUACAAGCAGGUCCACAAUCAUGGCCUCCGACGUGAGUCUUGCCUCUUCUGCAGGCACACCUGGUGAAAACCACGGGAUGUUGUUUUCAUCUCAAGCAGAACUCCUCUCCGGGACGAGGUCUACUGCAGGAGAUUAUGGCGCAGAUAGUACUACACUGGAACUUAUCCAGGGAAAGACCCCCAUCCCCAUCCAUUUUUUGCAUGACAAACACUGCAACUUAUGCAUGCUUUGCAUGACAAAUUGGAUGGGAGUGGGUGUUUUUUCCUGGAUAGAACUCGGCGCGGUUUUUCAGCAGUUUACCUUCACAUUAACCCUUUUUCUCCUGACGGUCGCCACCUUACUUUUCUUUGACAAAUUUCCGUUUCUCUCGAAGUUUACCCUCCCGGUCUUCUCCAGAAUGAUCGACCCGGUGGUGAAUAUCAACUGUAAAAAUGUCUGGGUCUGGAAGAAUUCAUGUUUGUCAUGCUUGUCUGGCAUGACUCUUAAAUCUGUCACGCACGUUACCCAAGAGCUCCGCUUUUCUGUGAUACGGAAGCGCAGUUUGUCAUGCAGAAUAGGCAAUACCUAGGAGGUCAGAAACUUGUCAUGCUGAGCCAGCAUCUGUAGCCUCAUCAUGAGACGCCACCCAGCUUCACAAGUUUCCAGACCCAGACACUUUUACAUUUGAUAGUGAAUCCAAUGCUGCAGUCCGCUUUGAUAUAUGAACUGCAAAAGUAUCGUACUGGUACUACUAGUAGUUAUUGCAAUACAAAUUAGCUCAGCAUGAACAAUGGAAUUUGUCAUGCUGUUUUACCUUGGGAUGGAAAUUUGUAAUGCAUGACUGCGAUUACUACGAGUACGAUGCUUUUGCGCAGGAUAUGAUAAAAGCCUUUCCGACGGCGAUACAAAAGGCCAACGACCACGUGAGAGAAUCAGGGGACAGACAUAUCCUGAUUAAAAACGUCCCCACACCAGAGUCAAGAUGGGGACUUUGCAACACAAACCUAGGAGUUUUGGGAGUCACGCAUGACAAAUUUCGGUCCGUAAGGUAGUGCAAGUUAGCAAGGAAAGCCGCAUCACAAAUCCAUCUGCUGAUCCUGUUUACAGCAUUACAAGUUCCCGAACACAAUUGAAAAUGCCUGUUAUGGGGUUGCGCAUCACAAAUGUUCCUGUCAUGGCAAAUCUGCAUGACAACUCUGGUGUGGGGACGUUUUUACUCAGGAUAAGACAGCGGUCUGUGGGGAAUUUGAUUCUUCCCCAAGCGGCGGAGGGAAGACUCGCGACGACAAUCACAAACAUGUUUGGCACGGAGGAGUUUAUCAAAGAAUUAGUUGGGAUGAUCCGGAGCGAAAUCCAAGAGCCCAGCAAGGAGGAGAACUUGCUGAUAGAAGAGAGAUAUCCUGUGCAAAAGUAUCGUAAACUCGUAUUGCAAUCAUGCGUUACAAAUCUUUUUCUUGAGGUAGAUCAGCUUUACAAAUUUUAUUCCUCAUGCUGAGGAAAUUUGUAUUGCAUUUAUUAUACAACGAGUACGAUACUUUUGCAGUUCAUAAGAGAGUGAAGAAUUACUUCGUCGGCGUGGUGCUGGAGGCGAAAUUGCGGUAUAUGGAAACAGAUGAGUGGAAGGGAAAGUGCUUGCUACGCACGUCGUCUUCCUCCUCGUCUGGCCUUGGGGCGGCACUACUUGCGGACGAGGUGGAUGAACAGGCCGGCGGUGAAAAUGAAAAUCUUCCGCCCGACCAGUCUAAUACUUCUAACCAGCUGCAGAACUACCCCACACGCUCCUCGGACAGCUCGGCGAAUGACGACGAGGUUGCAGAGGAGUGGUCGCGCCCGGGGUCCAAAAGCAUCCCGGCCAGUCCGUCAGUGAAGGACAGGAUAACAGGGUACAAGACGAAUAGCAGCGGCGCUUCGACGAGCAAAAUCAUGCACGAGCAACAAGGAACGAGGGCGCUUUCCCCCUUGCCGUCGACCGAACUUCUCUACGAAGACUUUGACACUGAUAAAGACGAUACAGCAGCUCCACUACCGCGACGCGAAGAAGAUGAACAAAGAGGUAAAGAGUUCGCGAAAAGGGCGGACAAAGUGCUGAGAUCUUCGUCGUCAGUCGGCUCGGGUUCCGCGUCGCAGCAAGCGCAAGACAGGAAGAUAAAUGAUGACCGCAAUAAGGAUAUCCUGUGUAUCAGAAAUGUCCCCACCCCAAAGCGAAGCUGGAAAGUCUGCGAGACAAAUCAACCGGCUUUGGUUGUAGCUACGCAUGACAUGAAGGCUGGCCUCGUAGUGUAAUCCUGUGCAAAAGCAGUUCAGCAGCGUCACAGAUCUAGCAUAUAGCCGUGCUAAAUCGAGCAUCACAAAUUCCAAAACGGAACUAAAAAUUGCUUCUAUGGGGCCGCCGCUUCGCAUGAGAAGCCACAUUUUAAGGAUUCAGAUUUGCAUGACAGCUAUAGGGCGGCUGGGGACGUUUUUCCUUGGGAUAAAGCCCCCGAAGGAGUUCACACUGGCGGGCGAGGUUUCGUCCGUUUUCGUGCAGGCAUUUAACAGUACGGAGAUGCGUAUGGAUUGUAAAAAUGUCUGGGUCUGGAAGAAUGCAAGUUUGUCAUGCUUGUCUGGCAUGACUCGAGAAUCUGUGUUGCAUAGGCACGAAAAGGCCCACCUCUUACCUGUCAUGCAAAAACGCAGUUUGCCAUGCGGAAUACGUAAGACAUAGCAGCCAAAAAAUUUGUCAUGCAUCGCUGCGUAUUGCAGUGCGUCUAUCAUUUUUCACUUUCAGCAUUACAAGUUUCCAGACCCAGACAUUUUUACAGUUGAUAAUGCGCAGCAAGAUGUCCCGCGGGAUGGUAAUCGCGAUCGUGGAGGGUUUGCGGCAGGGUUUCAACCUGCGUGCAUCGGCGACCACGCCGGCGGUCACACCGAUCGCGGGGGAAAGAAAUCCGGAUGGUAGUGGUACAACUUCUCAUAUGCAAUGCAAAGGCGUCGUACUUCUAGUAUAGACAGUAUAAAUCGCAUGACAAAUUUGCUCCAUGAGAAAUGAAAUUUGUGAUGCGGAUUUGGUUUGAGAAAAAAAUUUGUAUUGCAUGAGUGCGAUUAGUACGAGUGCGAUACUUUUGCAGUGCAUAUCUCAAACAUUAGCUGCGCAAGACCCACAGAACAAGCAGUCCAGUAUUGUGCUCGACGAGUUUUUCACGUACGUUUUAAACUUACUUGGCGACGGGGAUUUCGCGGCGGCAGCAUUUAUCCUAUGGUAAAACGUCCCCACAGCAUGGUCAAGAUGGGAAGUCUGCAACACAAAUCCCGAAGUUUCGGGAGUUCUGCAUGAGAAGUUUCGAUCUGCAGUGUAGUUCUGGCUAGCAAGGAAAGCCGCAUUAGAAAGCCACUCUCUCAUGCUGUUUAAAGCAUUACAAAUGCAAAAACACGAAUGGAAGUGCCUCUCAUGGAGAAGCGCAUUACAAAUGUUCCUGUCAUUGUACAUUUGCAUGAAGACAGCUCUGGGUGGGGACGUUUUUACAUAUGAUAGCGUUGGCAGGAUCGUUUGAAGAGGUGAAGCAACUGAUUAAGGAAAUACGGUAUGCAUUGCAAAAAUAAGUAUCGUACUAGUACAGCUUGCAAUACAAAUUGGCUCAGCAACAUUACAACAAAUUCGAUUUGUAAUGCGGAUUUACCGUGAUAACCAGAUUUGUGAUGCAUGACUGCGAGAAUUACUACGAGUGCGAUGCUUUUGCACUGGACAUUUGGCAGGAUGAAAAGAUCAACGACAAUUUCCGGCAGUUAUUGAGGGACACUUUGCGGGACGAGGCGAUUCACAAAGCAUUGAUGAAAGGGGGUUGGGAAGCCAUGAAAUCCAGGCUGAAUCCGCUAUCGAGAUGAUUUUUAUACUACUAGCACGAGGAUUUUUAUUUCGUAUCUAUAACUCAGUCAAGUAAAGAACAUGCACCUGCACUGCACCACCCUUUACAACCACGCAAAGGAUUUUCACUGUUACUUAUCUCUAUCACUCUGAAUGAUUUUUUCACCGCAGGAAGGGACUUCUACAAGCUGGUGGAAAACACUGUGGCCCCUUUUGUUCAUCAUCCUGGGGAGCAGCAAGAGCCCGCUGGACUAAGAGGUCAGCACUUUUUC